Helobdella robusta is the source of this 2052-nucleotide messenger RNA. RefSeq lists its product as hypothetical. The transcript has 2 exons. Bases 1 to 2052 code for a protein of 683 amino acids. NCBI's taxonomy places the organism in Eukaryota, Metazoa, Annelida, Clitellata, Rhynchobdellida, Glossiphoniidae. The record is from RefSeq and is a predicted model, not a curated record.
AUGUUGUGGAUGUUUGCUGAUGUGACUAAAUUAAUUUUUAUUUUGUUAUGGCCCUCUUCCGAAACCAAUCUUGAAAAGGAUAAACGUCCAUCGCAAAACAACGAUGAACAAUGCAGAUUCUCCAUCCCGGAUUCAACCGGAACAAAAAUUAAUGAAACUAAUUUUGAAAAACUGCAUUGGCACAGAGUAGGAAAUAAAACGUCAAGAGAAGUAACGUACGUUUUCAGUGCCUUCCUAGACAUCAGAAAUGAAAACCCCUCAAUUAGGAUAUUAGGUAUCACCGAGGCCUCUAAUUAUGAUGCGCAGGUCAAAUACUGCAGGGUGUGGGAUGAAAAUUCAAACGUUCAAAUUGCUGUUCUAAGUGUGGGCUCAGUCACUAAUGAGACUCUCGUCAGAUCGAAAUACUAUGAAAUGCUGUACACUUGCACCAUUGCCUUGCAUCACAAAUUCAUGAAACCAGCCUACGUUACUCUAAUUAACGCAGAAUGUGACGAACCAAACUUCUAUUUAUUAGUCUAUCAUUCAGACCUCUACCAACAUAGACUUGAUUACUUCAAAACUAAUUCUCUGCAUCAUCACUAUCCUAAACACAAUCAAGAACAUCAAAAGAGCAUGUUUGAACAACAUUUAAGUAAGCGUAACUUAACCUUCAAAGGCAAACACAGAGAAGAAACUGAUGAUCUAUUUAUUUCCUCCACUAAACACGUACCUCAAAAUUCCACUGUAGAUUUUACCAUCUGUUCACCAACAAGAGUUGUUUCAGAAAUUCCAUUCCAAUUUUUUAUUGAAUGGAUUGAGCUUAACAGGCAUUUGGGGGUUCAAAGGUUUUUCAUUUUUAAACUUAGAACUCAGGAUGAAAAUAAACGAUCUAAAAAAUUUAAAGAUAAUUCAAAUAAUAAAUUAAAGCUUAAUUAUUUGUUCAAAUACUAUCAACAUCUUGGAUUGUUAACAAUUAUUGAAUGGUCGUUUCCAGUAAAAUAUGAUCAAAAUAGGGAUAGUCUGAUUAUGGAGAAUAGUUACAUCAUUGGCAUUGAUAUAGCUCUCACUUAUUGUCUUUAUUUGAAUAUGUACAAAACUAAAUACAUCAUGAACCUAGCACUAGAUGAAUAUGUGACUUCGGCUCGUUACUAUAACUUAUCAACUUUUUUUGAAAAGUUUGAGCAUGAUGCGCUGCACAAUAAUGAGAGAAACAAUAUUUCUUCUACUAAUGAUGACAAAAAUAACAGUCACAUUCUUAAUAGUAUGGAAAAGGAUCAGGUAGCAUUGUUUUAUUUUCCUACAGUUUUCUACUCCAUCUUUGGAGACUUAAACAUGGAAAUGAAAAAAACUCACGAGCACAUGUUUAAGACUUCCAUAUUGCUUCGACGUUUCAGUAAAAUAUUUAAAUUUAAAUCGAAGUACGUAGUUAGAGCUACUGCCGCUCAGUGGCUGACCCUCUUUGAUGCUCACCUCCUGCAGACGUUUGUUCACCACAACUUCUCAGAAUCUGCGGCUCUAAUGAGGUCAUUUUUAUUAUUAAGAUUGAUGAGGGCGAAUGACGAAUUUCCACUGGAUGAUAAGGUGGUCAACCCACCUGAUGAUGUCAGUUUUGAAUCGCACGUGACAUUUGUAUACAACAUACUGCCUACCUUUUUUGAUGUCGGGUCUUUUAUGACAACAAGGGAUGUUGACGAAAAUGAUGUCAACAAUAGCGACACGAAUUCAACUGCCACCGAGACACUAUUUGACGAUAUAAAUGUAAAUGGCAGAGAUGACAGCGAGGUAAACAGAGAGGAAGAGAAUUUCAAAAAGUGGAUCGAGCAAAAUACGGAGAUCGAUUUAUACAUGGAAGCAUAUGAGAUGACAUUAUGGAAACGAUUCCUAUUUGUGCUGAAUCUUUCCAACAUCACCGACUUAUUAUUCGAAGAAGAAUACGCCCAGUAUGGUGAUGAUGGCAGUCGUCCUGAGAGAAAAAAAGAUGGUGAUAUUGAUGAUGGUGAUUCCGAUGGCAAUGUCAGUUUUGUUAGUGAGAAUGAUGCUGGCGCUGCUUUGUACGUUGACAAUGAAGAUUGA